GAUUUGUAGUAGGAAAUCCCUGUUUUGCCCCCGGAGAUUAUCCCAUGUGAAUUGCAUGUGCCUCCAAGGCCUCAAUCAUCAGAGCUGAAGUCCAAAAACAGACAGACAAAAAAAAAUGAACAGUCACCACAUAAUUAAUUUGAUAAGCUUUCAACGCUGAUGAAGCAGAGAACUAUAUGUAAGCUCCACAAAUUGUUUCCAGGGCUGCCAAAAAACAAAUAAUAAUAAAAUAAAAAUCAUAAACCAAUGGCUGUUGGUAUAGCAAUUAGUAAAACUGAAGAAGGUGUGCAGUAUAAUGGCAAGAUUACAUGGCUUGUUUUGCUGUCUUCUAUAGUUGCUGCUACUGGAGGACUAAUCUUUGGCUAUGAUACUGGUGUUACAGGUGGAGUGACAUCAAUGGAGCCAUUCUUGAAGGAAUUCUUCCCAGGUGUUUACAGAAAGAUGAAACGAGAUUCGGAUAUAAGCAACUACUGCAAAUUCGACAGCCAAUUGCUCACAACUUUUACCUCCUCACUCUACAUUGCCGGACUAAUAGCCUCCUUCUUCGCUUCGCCGGUCACUCGUGCAUUGGGCCGCCGGGCAUCCAUCCUUAUUGGCGGCGUUUCGUUUAUUGGCGGUGCCGCCCUUGGCGGCACAGCGCGAAACAUUUACAUGCUUAUUGUGGGCAGGAUUUUACUAGGAAUUGGCGUUGGUUUCACUAACCAGUCAGUUCCAUUGUACCUGUCGGAGAUGGCGCCGCCGAAGUACAGAGGAGCUUUCAACAUAGGUUUCCAGUUAUGCGUCAGCAUCGGAGGUUUAUCAGCUUUUCUAAUCAACUACGGCACGGAGAAGAUAGCAGGGGGGUGGGGGUGGCGGAUCUCACUGUCGAUGGCGGCGGUUCCUGCUUCAAUCCUGACCGUCGGUGGAAUAUUCCUUCCGGAAACACCAAACAGUCUCAUCCAGCACGGCCACGACAUACAAACAGCUAAAACUAUGCUGAAGAGGAUCCGGGGAACUGAUGACGUGGAAGCGGAGUUCACGGAUCUACUAACGGCGAGCGAAGCUUCUAGAAAGGUCGAGCGCCCCUUCCGGAAGAUUCUAGAAAGGAAGUACCGGCCGCAGCUUGUGAUGUCGAUUGCGAUUCCGUUCUUCCAGCAAGUCACCGGAAUUAACGUGAUCGCGUUCUACGCUCCGAUUCUGUUCCGUACGAUCGGAUCUGGCGUCAGCGAUUCGCUUUUGUCUUCCGUAAUCAUCGCUGUGGUUGGCACGAUUACGACGGUUUUGUCGAUGGCGAUCGUGGAUAAAUUAGGGCGGAGGGCUCUGUUCCACAUCGGCGGCGUUCUGAUGUUCGUACCGCAGGUGAUGAUCGGCGGAGUAAUGGCGGCGAAAUUGGGGGAUCGCGGCGGGUUGAGCGAGGGCUACAGUGUGUUAGUCCUGAUUUUGAUUUGCGUGUACGUGGCUGGAUUUAGUGUGUCGUGGGGCCCGCUGGGGUGGCUGGUGACGAGUGAGAUAUUUCCGCUGGAGAUUAGGUCGGCGGCGCAGAGUAUAAACGUGGCGGUGGGGUUUUUCUUCAUCUUCGCAGUUGCGCAGACGUUUCUGGCGAUGCUGUGCCGUAUGAAGGCGGCGAUUUUCUUCUUCUUCGCGGCGUGGGUGGCGGUGAUGAGUGGCUUCGUCUAUGUGCUGCUGCCGGAGACGAAGGAUAUUCCGAUCGAGAAAAUGGAUGCUAUCUGGAGAAAACACUGGUUCUGGAAGAGAUACGUUAAUGGUGGUGAAAAUGAAUGCGAGGGGAUUAAGAUUGAGAUGAAGAAGACGAUGACCUCUUCGUAAUACUGAUCAGAUUAAUUAGUAUUUGUAUUAUGAUUAAUUAAAUUAGUUGACCACUGUUAAAUAUGUUAAUCAUGUUUAAAUAAUUACUAUUUAGUCUCCCA
Messenger RNA from Erythranthe guttata (spotted monkey flower), 1907 nucleotides. RefSeq names its product hexose carrier protein HEX6. Gene Ontology annotation, molecular function: monosaccharide transmembrane transporter activity. The record is from RefSeq and is a predicted model, not a curated record. Gene Ontology annotation, cellular component: membrane. Gene Ontology annotation, biological process: monosaccharide transmembrane transport. Lineage: Eukaryota; Viridiplantae; Streptophyta; Magnoliopsida; Lamiales; Phrymaceae.